CUGUGUUUUAAACACGCCCGCUUCAGGCUGGAAGGCCGAAAACACGAAAAAUAUCGAAGUUUACGUUCAUUUAACUUUAUUCUGAUGAGGUAACUCGCGGCGGGAGGUAUUUAUUAACUUAUUUGGGGGUAGUUAUCUGAAAUAUUUGAUUAUUUUGAGGUGAAAUCGGUGUGUUAGUGAGAGGCCGGUUCUCUGCUUCUGCCAGCUUAGCUUGCUGGCUAACCCUGACUUCCAUCUCUCACAUUAAUCACCUCAUAAAUCAACACGGAAAUGGCUGAAUCUGAUAAAUUAAACAUCGACUCCAUCAUUCAGCGUCUUCUGGAGGUGAAGGGUUCCAGACCUGGCAAAAACGUUCAGCUCAUGGAGCACGAGAUCCGGGGCCUGUGUCUCAAAUCCAGAGAGAUUUUCCUCAGCCAGCCCAUCCUGCUGGAGCUAGAAGCACCACUGAAGAUCUGCGGCGAUGUUCACGGUCAGUACUACGACCUGCUGAGGCUGUUCGAGUAUGGCGGCUAUCCUCCGGAGAGCAACUACCUGUUUCUGGGAGACUACGUGGACAGAGGGAAGCAGUCUCUGGAGACCAUCUGCUUGCUGUUGGCGUACAAGAUUAAAUAUCCAGAGAACUUCUUUCUGCUGAGAGGGAACCACGAGUGCGCCUCCAUCAACAGGAUAUACGGUUUCUAUGACGAGUGCAAAAGGCGGUACAACAUCAAACUCUGGAAGACGUUUACAGACUGUUUCAACUGCUUACCAGUGGCUGCCAUCGUUGACGAGAAGAUUUUCUGCUGCCACGGAGGUCUGUCUCCGGACCUGCAGUCGAUGGAGCAGAUCCGCCGCGUGAUGAGACCCACAGACGUGCCCGACCAGGGCCUGCUGUGUGACCUGCUGUGGGCCGACCCCGAUAAAGACGUAACCGGCUGGGGCGAGAACGACCGCGGGGUCUCCUUCACCUUCGGCUCCGACGUGGUGGCCAAAUUCCUCAACAAGCACGACAUGGACCUUAUCUGCCGAGCCCAUCAGGUGGUGGAGGACGGCUACGAAUUCUUUGCCAAGCGGCAGCUGGUGACCCUAUUUUCGGCCCCGAACUACUGCGGCGAAUUCGACAACGCUGGUGCCAUGAUGAGCGUGGACGAGACGCUCAUGUGCUCCUUCCAGAUCCUGAAACCCGCUGACAAGAAGCUGCCGUACGGCGGAGCUGGAGCUUUCGGCUCCGGCCGACCCGUCACGCCACCCCGAAACGCCGCUAAAGGAGGCAAAGCCAAGAAAUAACACACGACGACCACACGCACCAUCUUCCUCUCCUUCUUCCUUCAGUCUACCUCUUCUUCUGUUCUCCUUCUGUUUCACCAUCAGGAUUUUUUCCUCCUCUUUUACUUUACUUUGCUGUGAAGGAUCUGGUUUUAGUCUGACCAAUCAUGAGUGAGACUGACGCGACUGCGGAGAGAUUUUUAAGUUUCGGAUCCCUCGACCACUUUCUGUCUCGUUUCCUUGUUAUAAAUGUAUAGAAAUAAUCCUUUUAGGGAUCUUUUAUUGGACCUAAGCAUUUUUUUCUUCUCCAGCCUCAGGGUCCAUCACACACUUUUAACUCCUGAAGCAAUCAGACUCUGUGUGUGUGUGUGUGUGUGUGUGUGUGCGUGUGUGUGUGUGCGUGUGUGUGUGUGUUUAAUCACUGCCACUCUGAAAUGUGAAGUGUGGAUGUGGUUUCGUCUUUCAUCAGCAGAUGGUGCGAUCGAGCUUGGGACUUCGUGUGAGAGUUUUUUUAUUAUUAUUAUUCUUUAGUUUAAACCCACAGAGCUUCACGCUGACCUCCAGGAUAGAAUUGACCCAUCUGUAUGAAAAAUCGUCCCAGCGUCCCGUCCUGGCUUUUUAUUUUUCCUUCGUCGAUGCGAGUGCGAUCGGCUGUGCGGUCUUCUGCGAUGUGGACGAUGUAGGAGCAGAACUUUGUGUUCCACAUGCUAGGGUUAGAUUUGUAUAGCAAUUUACUUGAAUAAGAGUCAGCCUCUUCUUUUUUGUAGACUUUCAUGAACUUGGCCAAUAAAGUGAGAAUCUCCUACGAAUAAA
Molecule: messenger RNA, 2058 nt
Organism: Trichomycterus rosablanca
Lineage: Eukaryota; Metazoa; Chordata; Actinopteri; Siluriformes; Trichomycteridae
Gene: ppp1cab
Product: protein phosphatase 1, catalytic subunit, alpha isozyme b
Exons: 7
Coding region: 271-1266 (331 amino acids)
Cellular component (GO): nucleus; cytoplasm
Molecular function (GO): protein serine/threonine phosphatase activity
Source: RefSeq, a predicted model, not a curated record